This is a messenger RNA of Solea senegalensis (Senegalese sole), 890 nucleotides long. Its product is annotated as COP9 signalosome complex subunit 9. Gene Ontology annotation, biological process: negative regulation of protein neddylation. The coding region runs from base 102 to 308 and encodes 68 amino acids. Lineage: Eukaryota; Metazoa; Chordata; Actinopteri; Pleuronectiformes; Soleidae. The record is from RefSeq and is a predicted model, not a curated record. The transcript is spliced from 3 exons.
UAUUUUCAUACCAGAUCUGCUGUGUAGCUCCUAAAAUAGUGGCAAGCGGAUGAAAAUCUGACCUAAUAUACUCAGUAUUUAGGGGUAUUUUUUGUUCACCUAUGCCACUAAAAGAUCAGUCAAAUUCCACCGCCAUGAAGCCGGCAGUGGACGAGAUGUUUCCCGAAGGAGCUGGACCCUACGUGGACCUGGACGAGGCUGGGGGAAGCACAGGACUGCUGAUGGACCUCGCUGCCAAUGAAAAGGCAGUACAUGCUGACUUCUUCAAUGAUUUUGAAGAUCUGUUCGAUGACGAGGACAUACAGUGAAAGAUUAACUUGUCUGCAGAGCGGUGAUGGAUGAUAUCCACACGACUCGGCGGCACAUUUUUCUGUGGAAAGCAAACCAGACAUUUAGCGACUAAUAACAUACAAUUUCCUUUCAUAGUUGUCCUAGUUUCAAGCGCUUUGUUUUAAAGCACCUUAAAAAGUCGUCCGAGGCUCCAGAUGUUGUGAAAUUCUCAAGAGCCCAAGGAUUCUUUCAUAUAUGGUAUGUCAAAAUUAUGAGCUUGUAUCUCGCUCAUGUCUUUGACUGCUUCUCAACUGGAUUGUAGGUUCCUGUGUGCACGAGAACACCUGUUCAGAGGCGUAAUUAUACAUAUGAUGGGCAAAGGCUCCAUAUGCUGCCGCCCUUUAGCGCACUGCAGAUGGUAUUUGUGAAGUGAUGGUCUGCUGAGAUUGUUUACAAUAUUUGAACGACACUGCGUGACAGUCACAUCCUGUAUGUUCUCCGUGUUUGCUCGUAUAACACUGUUUCCUGUUAACAUCUUGAAUUUGUACAUAUGUCUACAUUGUAUUUUUGUGAUGGGAGUGACACCGGUCAAAACUCAAUAAAUAACACUUUAUAUUUUA